Molecule: messenger RNA, 892 nt
Organism: Manis javanica (Malayan pangolin)
Lineage: Eukaryota; Metazoa; Chordata; Mammalia; Pholidota; Manidae
Source: RefSeq, a predicted model, not a curated record
UCGGAGGCCCGCGCGGAGCCAAAGGUUGCACAGCACGGGCCACGCAGGGGAGCCAGUGUGGACAAGCCUGGUGCUCGCCUGUACUGAGGUCCUCGGGAGGAAGCCUCUCCCCCGCCCCCACUGGCCGGUGACCUUGUCACCUGACGCCCGGCGCGCGGCCACGUGGUUCGCCUGACUGGCAGUGCCCGCCCCUUCUGCGGAGACUCGCCCCCUCGUUCUCCAGCGGGGAAAGUGUGGAGUAGCUUCUGCGGGGGCGCAGUCCUGCGCGUAGGUAGAGUUGAGCUGGGGGGACGUUUGGUGGCUCAGCCAGACGUCCUCACCCCACGGUGGCCUCUGGGCCCCGAGUCGCAGGCGGCAGGGGCUGGAGAGUGAUCCGGACGUGAGCAGCGCGCGACGCAGAUACCCCACCUUCUGCCUGUAUCUGCCCAGUGCUCCAGAGCGCUCCUUAUCUCCAGUGCCUCGCAGGGCCCUUCCUAAACGUGUGCUGAUGACAGCCCGGGUAUGGAGAGCAGCCUUUAGAAGACACCUAGAUACAGCCCUCUCCCCAGGGUCUGAGGACAUGGCCAGAAGGGCUCUCAAGCUUGCUUCAUGGACCAGCAUGGCUCUUGCUGCCUCUGGCCUCUACCUCUACAGUAACAAGUACUUCGACCCUAAUGACUUUGGUGCUGUCCGGGUGGGCAGGGCAGUUGCUACGACAGCUGUCAUCAGUUAUGACUACCUCACGUCCCUGAGGAGUGUCCCCUAUGGCUCAGAAGAGUACUUGCAGCUUCGAUCCAAGACAGCUGUCAUCAGUUAUGACUACCUCACGUCCCUGAGGAGUGUCCCCUAUGGCUCAGAAGAGUACUUGCAGCUUCGAUCCAAGAGCUAUGGGCCGUGGAGCCCGCCGGAGUGA